Anarrhichthys ocellatus (wolf-eel) is the source of this 2000-nucleotide messenger RNA. RefSeq names its product popeye domain cAMP effector 1 (gene popdc1). Gene Ontology annotation, biological process: regulation of membrane potential; heart development; skeletal muscle tissue development. The transcript has 9 exons. The record is from RefSeq and is a predicted model, not a curated record. Lineage: Eukaryota; Metazoa; Chordata; Actinopteri; Perciformes; Anarhichadidae. The coding region runs from base 217 to 1308 and encodes 363 amino acids. Gene Ontology annotation, molecular function: cAMP binding. Gene Ontology annotation, cellular component: sarcolemma.
CUCAAUGUCAGCUGUGAGGAAUGUGCGACGAACAUUGAGCAGCCGCCCCCAUAAGGGUUUAGCCUGCAGUCACCAGCAGUGUCUCCAGUAUUUCACAGACAUCAUUCCUCAUACUUUGCUGCAACAUCGACUGCUUCUGAAUCGGGACAAGCUACUCACUUUAAUCCUUUUUCUUCGUGAGGAAGAAAGAAUUGUUCAAGGUGACCCUACUGCAAGAUGUCUUCUACCCCAGAGCUGCACUUCCUCCUCUAUACCACGUUGCCCUCCUUCCCCCCGACCACUCCAGGAGUCCCGGCUGUGGAGCUCAAUGCCACCUCUUGCGAGGAGUGGGAGCAGACCCACCACCUCCUUUUCCAUCUGGGGAGCAUGUCCCUGCUAUUGGGUCUGGUCAUCCCCACCACCCUUGGUGUGCACAUGAUCCUGUUGCGCCUCCUCUUGAUGACAGGAUGUGGUCUCUUCAUUGUGUGGGCGACUCUGUACAGGUGCAACCUGGAUGUGAUGGUUUGGAAUGUGGUAUUUCUGGUGGUCAACUUCAUGCACUUGUUCUUCCUCCUGUACAAGCGCAGACCGAUUAAGAUCGACAGGGAGUUGCGGUCAGUCUACAAGCGGAUGUUUGAGCCCCUCCAUGUGCAGGAGGCUCUUUUUCAGAGGCUCACAGGGCAGUUCUGCACCAUCCAGACGCUUAAGAAGGGCCAGGCCUACGCUGCCGAGGACAAAACCUCUGUGGACGAACGCCUCAGCAUUCUCCUCAAAGGAAAGAUGAAGGUAUCGUAUCGAGGCCAUUUUCUUCACAACAUCUAUACCAAUUCAUUCAUUGACUCUCCAGAGUUCAGGUCUACUGAGAUGCACAGAGGAGAGAAGUUUCAGGUGACCAUCAUGGCAGAGGAGAACUGUAAAUUCCUGUGUUGGUCUCGAGAGAGGCUCACCUAUUUCCUGGAGUCUAAUACUUUCCUAAAUGAGGUGUUCAGGUACCUCAUUGGCAAAGACAUCACCAACAAACUGUACUCUCUGAAUGACCCCACACUCAGUGACAAGGCGGUGAAGAAGAUGGACCGUCAGCCCAGCCUAUGCUCUCAGCUGUCUAUGAUGCAGAUGAGGAACAGCAUGGCGAGCAGCAGCGAUACUGAUGAUGUCCUUAACCAGAUCCUACGAGGAGGUUCUGCUGGAUCGUCACUCCAAAAAUCCCCUGGCACCAAGACCUCCUCAAAGAUGAAGCCAAUAGAAGAAGGCAUGGAAGAUGAUGUUUUUGAAGAAUCUGCUUCUUCCAAGUCUCGCCGUAUGCCCAGCACUUCCACUGAGGACGUGUAGCCAGCAGGGGAAGAAUACACAAGAUCCAAUGUAUGCACUUCUUGUUUAGCAACAACAACAACUAGAAUCUGAUAGAUACACCCGCAAGGCCGACAUUACCACAUGUUAUUUUCGUAAGUAAAUGGAUAUCCUCCUGCUGGCAACAAAUGUCAGUUGAGAAAUAUCAAAGAUAUGUUUCUGGUCAUUUAGUAACAGUUUCUCCAUUACAUAGUUUGCCCACCAGAGAGCACUGAAAAGUUUAUUUUUACACUGUUAAAUGUUCUUCUUAGAAGCCACUAGAAAUACCUUCUUAUAAAAAUGUCCUAUGUUAAUGCUCCACUGUUCAUCGGCUACUUGUUAACUGUGUUUGGUGCUAAGGAGCUAUUUUGGGAAGCAGGCGUUAUGGCUGCAGGGGCCCGCCCACAGAGCUGCCAUGGCCCCAUAUAGUCACAUCAUGUAUCGGCCAAUCAUUUUGUUGUUUUUGCUAUAUUAAUAUAGAUACAUAUAGCUUAAACAGAGGAGGCAAAAAUACAACUGACCAACUGCCUGAUUAAUACACUCAAAUGCCAGCCCACGGAUUUAUGUCUGCCGCUGGUUCAGUUGGGUCAGGGGUCAGCAACCAUUACUGUCCAAAGGGCCAUUUUGCUCUAUUUUCCACCAAAUAAAAUUUGUCUGGAGCCGCAAAAGCUAUUCGAUAUCACAGCUUAUAUACG